Molecule: messenger RNA, 1789 nt
Organism: Brassica oleracea var. oleracea
Lineage: Eukaryota; Viridiplantae; Streptophyta; Magnoliopsida; Brassicales; Brassicaceae
Product: serine/threonine-protein kinase HT1-like
Exons: 3
Coding region: 457-1620 (387 amino acids)
Biological process (GO): protein phosphorylation
Molecular function (GO): ATP binding; protein kinase activity
Source: RefSeq, a predicted model, not a curated record
UCAUACAUAACCUCUCUGGUGCUUUUCCAUCUUCUCGUGUCUUUUUCCCCGGAAAAUUUUCUCCCUCCUCUGUUGAUUUUCCCGGAAACUUUCCUUGUUCUUCUAUCUACUAGGAAAAAAGAAAGAUGAAACCCAUUUGUUUCCUUCUCUGUUUCUGUUUCCUUCCUGUAAAAGUCUCCUCCUUUUGACAUAAUCUUUCUUGGUUUAAAUUAUUAAAUACUCUCUUUGAACAUUUCUUUUCCCUGAUUCUGUUUUUGUUUUUUCCGAGAAAAUUAAUGAAACCGCGGCUAUAUUAUCAGGAGAUCCUAUCGAAUCCAUGUUUCUGAAUCAGUUCAUGCACUUCUUGAAAUCUAUUCACACUUUCAGAAGGAAAACCCUAGUUUAACAAAACCCUAGAUCCUCUGCUUUCCAAACCCUUCCUUGUGAUCCAAGCAAACUCUCCUCUGAUUUCUCAACAUGCCUGGUUCAUGUUUCAACCCGUUUCGACGGUCUCUAAGAUCCAAGUUCCCUCCAGAGCCUUCCUUCCCGGCCUUAUCCGCUAACCCGUCUUCCUCAAAAACCAAUCGGUAUGCAGAAAGUGAGACGAUGGAGAAGAAGAGAUUCGACAGUAUGGAGUCUUGGUCGAUGAUUCUUGAGUCCGAGAACGUGGAGACAUGGGAAGCUUCUAAAGGUGAAAGAGAGGAAUGGACCGCUGAUCUUUCUCAGCUUUUUAUCGGAAACAAGUUUGCUUCCGGAGCGCACAGCAGAAUCUAUAGAGGGAUCUACAAACAAAGAGCCGUUGCUGUGAAGAUGGUGAGGAUCCCUACACACAAGGAAGAGACAAAGGCUAAGCUCGAACAGCAGUUUAAGUCCGAGGUUGCUCUGCUUUCUCGUCUCUUUCACCCUAACAUCGUCCAGUUUAUCGCGGCGUGCAAGAAACCUCCCGUAUACUGCAUAAUAACUGAGUAUAUGUCCCAAGGAAAUCUCCGAAUGUAUCUAAACAAGAAAGAGCCUUACUCGCUAUCUAUCGAAACUGUACUAAGGCUGGCUCUAGACAUCUCAAGGGGAAUGGAGUAUCUUCACUCACAGGGUGUUAUCCACAGAGACCUAAAGUCCAACAAUUUGCUUUUGAACGAUGAAAUGAGGGUUAAAGUUGCAGAUUUUGGGACUUCUUGUCUUGAGACGCAAUGCAGAGAGGCCAAGGGUAAUAUGGGAACUUAUCGAUGGAUGGCUCCGGAGAUGAUCAAGGAGAAGCCUUACACUAGAAAAGUUGAUGUUUAUAGCUUUGGGAUCGUUCUAUGGGAACUCACCACUGCCUUGCUUCCGUUCCAAGGCAUGACUCCAGUGCAAGCCGCAUUCGCAGUCGCUGAAAAGAACGAAAGACCGCCUUUGCCGGCAAGCUGUCAACCAGCAUUAGCUCACCUGAUCAAGAGGUGUUGGUCGGAAAACCCUUCCAAGCGGCCGGACUUCUCAAACAUUGUGGCGGUGCUAGAGAAGUAUGACGAGUGUGUCAAAGAAGGCUUGCCUUUGACGUCACACGCAAGCCUCACGAAGACCAAAAACGCCAUUCUUGAUCGUCUUAAAGGCUGCGUCUCAGCCAUCAGCUCAAAAUCGUCUUCCUCUGUUCCUGUAAAUGCUUAGUAAUUCAAAGUUGUUUAAGUAACAUAAUACUCUCUUCUUCUUUUUUUUGUAGAGGUUACUAUUCUUCUUCUUCUUCUUUUUCUAUUAUUGGUGAAAGUGUUCCUUUCAGUUUGUGCAAUGCAAAGCUCUUAUGUCAGUUAUGUGAAGUUUGUUGUGAAUAAUAGCGAGG